UGGCAUUAAGAAAUUAAUUUAUAUUGAUGAAAAUACAUUGCGUUUUCCUUUUCUCCUUCUGAACCCUAAUGGCGACGACUCCUGACUCGCAAUCUGAUUCAUCAUCUCAAUCUCUGCGUGGCGUUGGUUUGAACAGUAUGCAUCGGAGGAAAAAUUUAUCCCUUCUUUCGUGUCGUUCGUGGUGAACAGGAAAGCCGGAAUCAAUUCCAGCAUUUCAUCCUUUGUCAUCAACAUCGUCUCUGAGUCCUUCCACGGAGUGCCAAUCUAAUUUUUCUGAUUGAUCUCCUUUUAAGCCGAUUUCUUCACCGCUGCCCACGGAAGAUAAUGUUGUAGCUGAGGCUGAUUCAUGGACUGCGUUAUCUGAAUCCCCUAAAUUUUCUUCGUGGAAGAUCGUUUCUGAUGGACCAAUAACUAGUCCUCAUAAAGCCAAAUAGUUUCAACGGUAGCUUUCUCUGUCCUUAAACCCAUGAAUUCAGGGAUUUGUAAUACUUCAUUCGCUUCACAAUCAAGCUUCUAGUAAUGCAAAAUCUAAUUCUAUAUCGAACCAUGAGAUGCCACCUCGACAGAAGUCCAUGAAGCGGGGUGGGGGUGGCGGCGGCGGCGGCGGCGGUAGCUCUGGAGGUGGUCAUUCUCAAAGCAGCUUCAUUCAUCCUCUCCCGCCACCACCUCCACUUCCACUAUUUGCAAUGUCUCCCAUUGGUCAUGGGAAUCUUGUACCAUUAAUACCGGAUCAAUCUCCUAGAGAGUCUCCAUACAGGGGCAACAAUUGGGAACCUAGACCAGUUAGGGGGUUUGGACCUCAACUACCUGCGGUAAAUUAUCACAGGCAUUCUUUCCGAAGAGGAAACCAUGGACCACGUGGAGAUGUUCCCUAUCAGAACAAUUUUGGGGGCAGACGAGAUCAAGACCGUGGGCAUUAUGGGAAUGUCAGAGAUGCUUAUGUGCACCCACAGAGAUCUCCAAGGGGCUUUGUUAGGCCUCCACCACCAAAUAAUGCCGCAUUUGUUCCACCCCAGCCCGUGAGACCUUUUGCAAACCCCAUGGGUUUUUCCGAUUUGGUUUAUAUUCCUACAUUGGAGACCUUUAGGAUGCCUUUCAUCACGCAUGCACCGGCACCUGCAAUGAUUGUCCCUGUUCAUGAACCUCCUUUGCCUGUUAUGUUAGUCCGUCAGAUAGAAUAUUAUUUCAGUGAUGCUAAUUUAAUUAAGGAUGAAUUUUUAAAGUCAAACAUGGACAAUCAGGGCUGGGUUUCGAUCACUUUAAUAGCAGGCUUUAAUCGAGUUAGGAGCAUGACUAAGGACAUCCGGUUGAUUUUGGAUUCCUUGAGGACUUCAACUUUUCUGGAAAUACAGAAUGACAAAGUGAGAAGGCGUAAUGAUUGGAUGAAAUGGAUACUCAGUUCUAGUAGGAUUCCUACAGAAUCAGGCUUACAAUCUUCGACUGCAUCAAGUCAUGAUGUGCUGACAAAGUCAUUCCAAAAGAUGACAGUGGAGGAAAUUACCCCUAACCAAAAUAGCAUGUUGGUUAAGCAAUCUCCUAACCCACUGGAUGCCAUAACUAGGAGUUUAUCUGAGUUGCCGGCUCAGUCACAAUUCUCUCAACAGGAAGGUGUUGAGGAUGCAAGUUCAAGCUAAAACUAACCAGUCUAUGCAACCACCAUAUUUAAGCACAAUUCUUUCAGGAUGUGCACUUGGUUUUUAGAGGGAAGGGAGAUGGACGCCGAUGGAACGUCAGAUUCACCUUUUUAUUUUGUCCAUUGGUAUGCCUUGUUUUGACGUAAUUUGCUGAGGUGCAUGAAAGAAAACAAAGAAAUAUAUAGGUAUUUAUUCAAGGAGAGAAGAAAGAGAGAAAGAACUUAGGUUUUUAACUGGGUAGAAUUUUAAUGUUCAUGGUUUUUGUAUAGCGUGGUUUUUGGUGUGGAUGAUUAUCUUCUUCGUCUACAUUUUCUGGUGGUUGGCAAAAUAUGAGAUAUUCUUCAAGGCGAAGCAUCGUGUUACCCAUGAAACUCAUUUUUGGUAUAAGGGAUUUGAAUAGUAGUCCAUUUUCUUGCGUAGUUGCCAGCAAAUGGCUGCUCUGAUGAUUCACCCUUUUCCAUCUAUGCAUCUCAAUAUUUUGUGGUUUUCUUUGAAAAUUUUAUUUGUUUAUAUAUUUAAAUUUGUUUAUUUAUUUGUUUA
This is a messenger RNA of Hevea brasiliensis (rubber tree), 2174 nucleotides long. Its product is annotated as la-related protein 1C. Gene Ontology annotation, cellular component: ribonucleoprotein complex; nucleus. The record is from RefSeq and is a predicted model, not a curated record. NCBI's taxonomy places the organism in Eukaryota, Viridiplantae, Streptophyta, Magnoliopsida, Malpighiales, Euphorbiaceae. Gene Ontology annotation, biological process: RNA processing. Bases 552 to 1634 code for a protein of 360 amino acids. Gene Ontology annotation, molecular function: RNA binding. The transcript is spliced from 6 exons.